ACACUUCAUGUGGGUGUUCCUUGUAUUGGGGCGUGGCCGCAUGUUUGUGCUGCAGCGAGACCAGAAACAGAACAGUGCAGCCUGUGGGGCCCCCUGUCCCUCUCCUAGAGCCUCCUGCAGACCCCCGCGGCCCACCACUGCUUGCUUCUGCCUGAGACAAGGACAGCCCUUGUUCUCCUCUCCUGAAGCUGGAAUAGAGGGGAUUUAUUGCCUGUUAACUUCCCGGAGUGCCUUUCACCAAACGAUGUGGCCCGUUCACGAGAGGGUGUCCGGGUUAAGGAAUCACUUCUGAGGACUUCAGCCUCUGUUGGAAGGGACGUCGGGAAGGAACUAUGGCUCUGCAGAAAGGUCUCCGGAUGUGGUUUGGGGAUGAGCUGUCGUCGCCGAGGCCACCGUUGACUCCUUGCCACGGUCCGGGUCUGACUGACGUUUCUCGGUACGACCAGUGGCUGAACGUGCGGCACGAGGCCACCCUGGUCCCCAUGCAGGAAGACCUGGCCAUCUGGCUCAGUGGGCUACUAGGGAAGGAGCUCAGAGCAGAGAACUUCAUGAAGAACCUGGACAAUGGUGUGGCACUCUGCAAGCUAAUCGCUCUUCUCCAAAAGAAAGUGAAGGAAUGUAGGAAUCUGGAGAACGUGGAGCAUUUCACACUGCGGAGGGUUCGGUGUAAAGCUGACGCCAGCUCGGGAUCCUUCUUUGCUCGCGACAACACGGCCAAUUUCCUCUCGUGGUGCAGAGCCAUUGGAGUGGACGAGACCUACCUGUUCGAGUCUGAGGGACUGGUGCUGCACAAGCAGCCCCGGCAGGUGUGUCUGUGUCUGCUCGAAAUUGGCCGAAUUGUGUCCCGCUUUGGGGUGGAGCCUCCGGUACUAGUGAAACUAGAGAAGGAAAUUGAACUCGAGGAAUCUCUGCUGACCAACUCCAAACACGUCGCUCAUGCAGAAAACCCAAAGCCAAGUUGUCAUAACAAAGAGCUUCAUCAAGCGGUGAAAGUAAUUGCCAACGACCCUCCUUGCAAAUGUUCCCACCGGUUCUCCAUCGAGUUCUUAUCCGAAGGUCGCUAUCGCCUGGGUCAGAAGAUACUUUUCAUCAGGAUGCUGCACGGGAAGCACGUGAUGGUCCGUGUUGGCGGUGGCUGGGACACGCUCCAGGGCUUCCUACUCAAGCACGACCCAUGCCGUGUGCUGCACCUCACGGCACUGGAGGAGAAGAUCGUGGCUUGGGAGCGGUCUGGAGCCCCCCGCCCCAAGACCCCCCGCCCCUCCCCCCACUGCCGCUGCACCCACUCCCCCGCCCGGCCAUCCCCCAGCAUCCGGGUCUGCUCCCCUGCCCCUGAGUUACCUCUGACCCCGAGGCUCGGAGUUGGACGAUGCCGCCAGGCCCGGCCAUCCCCCAGCAUUCGGGUCUGCUCCCCUGCCCCUGAGUUACCUCUGACCCCGAGGCUCGGAGUUGGACGAUGCCGCCAGGCCCGGGCCUCCCCCAGGACUCCGGGCAGGACCCCCCUGAGGAGACCCCCGGGGCUGGGCGUGGCUGAACCCGCCCCCAAGCUGAGCGCCCGUUCUCCGGCCCCCCCCCUGCACCGUCGCAGGGCCGUGCCUGUCGCAGGGCCUGUCCCAACCAAGGCCUCGGGCCUGUCGCGAGCCCCAGCGGCCUCCCCCGCCCCUUCCCCCUCCCCUCACACCCCUCGUAACCCUCUGGCCCCAGUGAAGUUGCUCCAGGGCCCGGCUCAGACAGCCAAAACCUCUAGGCCUAGGCCCAAGGCCCAGCCGGCCACUCUGGCCCGCUCUGCCGUGAAAGCUGGACCCUCGGCCCCCUCCCACCGCCCCCCGAGACGGGACGAGGACAAUUACCUGGUGAUGACUGGGGGAUCCCGGGCCAGGGAGUGACGGGACUGGCUGCCGGGAAGGUGGUGUGCGGGCAGUGAACUUGGGCAGGGAAGCCCCCUUGGGUCUGCUCCAGGGAUACCCCAUCGGUGGUGCACAGGUCAAUAUUUAACCGCGGGUGAUCAUGCAUUGCUGCCUGUGGGAUCUUGCUGUGCGCUCACUGCCUACAUCCCAGCCUUGGAUCUUCAUUGACUGGCCUUCCUUGGCCGAGCUUUGCCUCAAGACUCCCCACCGAGCAUUAACCCCUCCAUUGAUGACCGGAGGCUCUUCUUACAGGCCCGUGUCCCGAGCCCGACUCUGAACCCGUGCUCCACCUGCGUCCACCACCUUUGGCCUUCCUUAAUCUGAGUCCCCUUCUGGAGAAGGUGGGAGGGGAGAAACUGACCCUGGAGGUCAUCCAGUCUCAGCCCAUCCACCCCACACCCUGCCCAUCUCUGUGGCCCUGGGGUGAGGAGUCGCAAGUGAUCUCACCCCACCUUCUCUGGGCUGCAAAACACUAAAGCAGGACCUUGUAUUUAACUUUUAAUAAUAUCCUCGGACCAUUGAAAAAUAAUAUUGUGGUGCGGAGGAUUACAGUGCAAGAGGGCAGCCCCUUGAACUCUCCCUGCCCCCUGAAUGCCCACAGACAGUGGGAAUCAGAGCAGCCCGUUAAGGACCAAUACGGGGACAUUCCUAGCCGUUACUCUCUUAGUUACAGCACUGGCUAAUGGUGUCUCUUACUACUGAACCAUGGUCUCUAGAUUGCUCCAUGGACACCACAGGAGACCAUUUCCUGGGCAAAAUGUCCUGCAGUCAGCAAAGUGCAAGAUGUUCCUCGCUCCUUCUGUAUUUAUGUUUGUGUAUUUAUGUUUGUGAUUCAGGUGGAGGUAAAAUGGUGUUGCGGGCAGGGUGAUGAGUGAGUUGGCCAGGUGCCCUGGGAGGGCGUUCUGUAGCAGCAGAGGGCGAGGCAGGUUGUCCGGGGUGGUUGGUGGAAGUUAAAAUGUUAGAUGUUUAUCAGAGCAGAAAUGUCUUCAGACAGGACCAAAGGGCAGAGUGUUCCACAGUCGGUCUGCUUACUCAUGGAAUCAUGCUGUCCAAAUCCAGUUUCUGAUGGCCCAGCGCUCUUUGGCACGGACUAUCUGGGUUCAAUUCUCGGCAGUUCACCUUUCAGGGUAACGCGUGGGCAAGGUCAAUCUGAGGAAGGAUCCCGACCCCGAAUCCAUGUUCUCCACAGAUGCUUCCUGACCCAGUAAGUUGUUCCAGUGCUCUGUGUCCUUGUGCGAUGAGGGAAGGUUGCUUGUUCGAAAGUUUCCAACUCGCCCGAGUCAGUGUAACGUCAGGAAGCUGGGCACUGAGUUACGGGGCGGGUCAUGACCCCAACCAUUCCAGGGCCCCAAACAGACCAUCCGCCUUGUGUGUUGGUUCUGUGCGUACUCCCGAGCAAAUGAAUGAAUAGAGGGAGAGUAGGUAUUCAUGGCUGCAUUGGAUGCUAUUGCACCUUGAUAUGGCCAAGCUGGUUCCAAUAGUUUGUUGGUGGGGUGACUGAGGUGCCUUCAGUCUCCCUGCUUGUCUUGGGUAGUGUUGGGAGGGAGCCUCUGUUCUCUGCAUAAGCCCUUUGCUGCUGCCACCAUCUCCAGCAGGAGACAUCAGGCUGUGACCUCCAAUGCUUCUUACUUUGAAGGUUGGAUGUGCACCAGCACAUCCGUGGAAAGUGCUUGGUUCCCCACAACCCUCGUGGGGAGGGGGUGGUGCCAGGGGUGAAGUCCCCUUCUCUGGAGAACCCCCCCUAUAAACUGCCCCUGCCCUGGGUAAUAGUGGUGGGACUUAUGGGAGUGGUCUGUGGUUGUGUAGUCCACACCGUGCCCCAGUCGGGUGCAGGCACCUCUCGAGUCACCGCUACAGAGUCAAGGAACUGUCUUUGGAAGAAGAAGAGCAGGCCAUUCAGCCCUCUGAACCCAUAUUAUCCUUCAGUUGGAACAUUUUCAAUUGCCACUACCUCAAGUUAUUCCCCCUGGUGUCUAGAUUCCAUGGACCAGGAAGAGUUCCUCACAGCUUUGUGAGAACAUUCUUCCAGGUGUCACUCCAACUGUUUGGUUCUACGUUAAGUCAACCCUCCUCUGUUUCCUCCCUGGAGGAAUAUGUACUCCCUCCGUCCUUUGCAUGGUUGCAAAUGCUUGGACAAGUUUGACCCAACACUCCAGACCAAUAGAAGCCAAGUUAACGCAACCUGUCUUCAUGUUAUAUCGCGGAUGCUGCAUUUAUCUAAAUGUCAUCAGGCUUUCCAAAUUUUCUCUGUGCUGGCAUUAUACAUCUACAUAUUUCUGUACUCUGUACUCCUGCAUCACCCACUAUGAUGCAGAACAUUGUGUAACUUAGAGGGGAAUAUCAAGGUACUUAACACUGGAGUCCUGUUGUGGAAGGACAUCUUUAGCGCUUUACAGCCGGGUACUGUUUAUUGGGGUCUUACCGUGGUUUUGCCACCAUUUCUCUCCUGCAGGAGGUAAUGUUUCCCCCUCCCCAUCGCCUGCAUGUGGGUGGGGGGGCUUCCCUUGGGAACUAAACUGGAAAAAGCAAGAGCUCUUGAGACUUGUGUUACUGUAAAUGGUUGAAACCCGAGCUUGAUCUUUUAGUUAAAAGUCAGCCUUGGAAUGCUGGAGGCACUGAUUUUGAUACAUGUCUUGGUUGCAUCAACUCUGUGAGAACCUCAACAGCUGUAAACUGGAAAUAUAGCUCUACUAAAAAAUAUAUUUAAUACCAAAACAAUCAAUAAAACUAUUGAAUGGAACACG
Messenger RNA from Amblyraja radiata (thorny skate), 4651 nucleotides. It is a transcript of the gene gas2l3, whose product is annotated as growth arrest-specific 2 like 3. Gene Ontology annotation, biological process: actin crosslink formation. Bases 333 to 1886 code for a protein of 517 amino acids. The transcript has 10 exons. Gene Ontology annotation, molecular function: cytoskeletal adaptor activity; actin filament binding; microtubule binding. Gene Ontology annotation, cellular component: actin filament. The record is from RefSeq and is a predicted model, not a curated record. NCBI's taxonomy places the organism in Eukaryota, Metazoa, Chordata, Chondrichthyes, Rajiformes, Rajidae.